Pyrgilauda ruficollis (rufous-necked snowfinch) is the source of this 3471-nucleotide messenger RNA. It is a transcript of the gene RANBP3L, whose product is annotated as RAN binding protein 3 like. Gene Ontology annotation, molecular function: GTPase activator activity. The transcript has 16 exons. Lineage: Eukaryota; Metazoa; Chordata; Aves; Passeriformes; Passeridae. The record is from RefSeq and is a predicted model, not a curated record. Gene Ontology annotation, biological process: protein export from nucleus. Gene Ontology annotation, cellular component: cytoplasm; nuclear pore. Bases 82 to 1737 code for a protein of 551 amino acids.
AGAGCCAGCUCCGGCGUAUAUAAUAUAUGUGAUUACGUAUCUAGAGAGAGAUGUAUAUAAAAGGGUGCUCAUGCUGACCUCAUGAUGAGAAACGAGCCAAUUCCUGCUUGCAAAGGGAAUGUUUUAUGUGCAGGAACGCGAUGCUCCUGUGCUGGCUGUGACAGACCCCGGCGGGGUGCGAAGGUGCCCGACCUCCCCAAAAGAAGAGACUGGCCCGGUGGUCCCCGGGCUCUGCAGCAAGCUGCUCGCCUGCAAGAACAGACCAUGCCCAGGCCCUGCCGAGGCUCCCGCGGCAGCGCGUUAGAUCCCAAGGAGGAAUGCUUUACAGAUAAAUCAGUGCUUGCCCAGCCAACAUUUAUUUUUGAAAAGAAGGACCGUUCUUUGAAGCGGCCUGCAGAAGACCCAGUUUGCAAAGCUGAAAAUGAUUUCAUUAGCUGUUCCAGCAAACGUGCAAGAUCAUCAUCUUUGACUUUCCAGAAGUCUGACUCUCAGUCUGAUACUGAUACAGCUCUCACACAGCAAAGAGGGAGAUCAUCUUCAUUUAACAUCCUUCCUACUUUCCCUCCCUCCCAGACAGUAAAGAAGAAUAACAUAUUCAUGACCUCAGCUCUUCUCCAAAGAAAUCCUGACAUCAUCAAAAGUACAAGAGAAGGAUCCUUGUCACCAAGUCAAUUGUGGAAUGUUAUUAGACCUGCCACUUUACAGCCCCCACAAGCCCUGACCUGUCCUGAAAUUCCUGUAGUAUCUCUAAUGACUAAGAAAGAAGCAUGUGUUCAGCUAUCUGAAGACAGCUCUUAUUCAUCCACUGAGAAUUCAGUAAAUUCCAAAACAGCAGUGGGGUCAUCUAGUACCAUGAGUCUUUCCAGCUCUCAAAAAACACAAAGUCAGUUGCUCAAAGAAAGAAGUGUACAAAACAGCAGCAAUUCUGAUUUUGUGUUUGGAGAAAACAUGGUUGAAAGAGUUUUGGUUGGAUCUGCACAUGCUGGCAGACUUUUUAUCAAGAGUCCUGAAAGGCAUCCCAAGCUGUGUAAAGAAGCUGAUUUACACAAAGGAGAAAUAAUAUCCAUGUCCACAGGAUCUUCUCAUGUCAGGCCACAAACAAAAAGACCUUUGUUGAGGAAUGCAACACUAAUUGAAUCAGCAGCUGCUUGUGUUUCCAAGCCAGUGAACAAAAUCCUGUUAGAUAAAGUUGAAGUUAUAACUGGAGAAGAAGCAGAACAAAAUGUAUUGCAGAUUAACUGCAAGCUCUUUGUAUUUAAUAAGCUUUCUUUAAGCUGGACUGAAAGAGGCAGAGGAUCCCUGAGGCUUAAUGACACUUCUAGCAAUAAACAUGGAAUGUUGCAGUCAAGGCUAAUUAUGCGAAAUCAAGGUAGCUUGAGACUGAUACUCAACACCCAACUCUGGGAACAAAUGGUUAUAAAAAGAGCAAACAGAAAAAGCCUGUGCUUCACUGCAACAGAUCAAGAGGACCAUUCUGUUCAAGUAUUUCUAGCUCAGGCAAGCUCAAAAGACACUGAGCACCUGUAUGCAGCAAUACAUCAUCGCCUUGUGGCCUUGCGAAGCUUUGCUGAGCAAGAGCCAGAUGCUCAUCAAGGAGACACAGAGUCAGAAACAGCUUUUCAGCCAUUAAACUGUGAUAGUGAUGAUGAAGAUGAUGAAGAACUAACUCAAGUGAGCAGUACUGGAUCUGAUGAGUCAAAGUCACAGAGAUUACGCACCAAAACCACUUUCUCAUAACCAAUGAGCUGUUUGAAGAUCAUUCUAGAUGGAACCGCAGGCAGUCUGUUGUCUGCUCAUGAUAUCUGCAGAAGUUACAACAGCUCAGCUGGGAACUCAUCUUCCCAAAACGUCUAAGCUGACUUAUCAACCCCUGGAGGGAGGAAAUCAGAUGCAUAUUACUUUAUUACUUUUAAGUAGAGAUUAAUUUUAGAGACAGCUUAAGUUUAAUUCAUUGAGAAAGAACUUCAGAUGCACUAUUGAGGAUUCCAGCAGCCUGCUUUGCACUGAGCUGUGAAUAACACCAUGGCUUCCAAUACUCAAGAACUGUUACAAAGUCUUUCAAUGUUAGAAUUAAAUAUAUUUAGAUGCAUUAUUAGAGUGAGGAAUUUUAUAGAGAAUAAGUGCUUGUUCAUCAUAUUGAUGGAUAAUACCACAUAAGCAUCAACUAAUAAUAUAUGUAAACAGAUAUUUGUUACUUUUAAUCUAUUAUUUAAAAGAUACAGUUGGAAAGCUUUAAAUUUUGCUUCACUGAAAACAUUUAUUUAAAACUGUGCUGUAACAUUCAGCAUCCUAUUUGUAAGCAAAUACAUGCAAGCAAAACCUGGGGUGGCAGUUUAGCAUGACCAAGGCCUAUAGAAACUAGCCCCUAUAGAAACCCCCUCCCUGUAUUUAUUUUUAAAAUAUCUGGAGUGGUAUACUUGCUGCAGAAUUUUGUUUAAGGAAAAAGAACGAUGAUCUGCAUCUUUCAGCUGUAUGCGCCAAAAGAAUUCACCAUGAGGAAGUAAAAGUUCAUUCUAAGGGCUACAUCAGCUUUAAAAUUUAAAGUAUAGCUGCUUGCUCAUGAACACCUUUCUAGCUGAACAAAACAAACACCUGCACUUGUGUAUAUUAAUUGUCCAUUUGAUAUACACACAUAAAUGCAUGCACAGUACAACAGGAUAUCUACAUUCAAAAACCUCUUCAAUGUGUGAGAUUAUCUAAGAUUACUUCUGCCUUAGCUGUAGCUAUUCCUAACAGCAUCAUUCAUGAGUAUGUUACCCAUUCUCAUGUGCACAAUAAUCCCAACUGUGGCCAAAACACAGUUGCUCUGUAAAAGUCAUUUCACAAACUAAUGCCUUCUACCUAAACAUUUUUGUGAGAAAAAAAACUCCAAUUCAACCUGUGAAUCGAGACUUGCAGGGUCAUUCAUAAGCCCAUGCACAGUAAGACAUACCACUUACGCUCCAUGUUUUCAUUCUGUCAAAAACAGAAUUUGCCUGCAGUCUCUCCACUGCCACUUCCCUGAAGUCCUGCAUAUUGUUUGUCAUCCUCAAAGCUGAAACAAUGUUCUGAAAUAUAUCAAGUCCUUUUAAUUAAGGUAAUUGUAAUGAUUUCUCAAGCUAAAAAGCUGCAACACACCUGAUCACUCAAGUUACAAUUUAGUUUUCCCACCUGAACAUGGUAUGAAGUUGGAACAAUAUUUAAUUUCUUCCGGAAUUCUCAGUGCACUGCCAAGUUUAGUAUCCAGAUGAAGCUGAAAUAGUUGUCUGGAUUACACUGAAUGUAAUGACUCACCAAAAUUAGCACUUGCCUGACAUUGAUUUAGCAUCUGGGUGACAGUAAAUUUAAGUACAACUUGAUUUCUGCCUUCAGGAAAAAGGGAGUGCUUCCCAACAGAGCACCUGUGUCAAACAGUGAAGCAUGGGGAUUCUCUUUGAUUCCUCUAUAAUAAUAAAUAAAUAAAUGCCAGUAAUAAAAAUAUUGUUUCCAUAA